Messenger RNA from Oryzias latipes (Japanese medaka), 1573 nucleotides. RefSeq lists its product as uncharacterized. The record is from RefSeq and is a predicted model, not a curated record. Gene Ontology annotation, molecular function: phosphatidylcholine-sterol O-acyltransferase activator activity; phospholipid binding; cholesterol transfer activity. Gene Ontology annotation, cellular component: extracellular vesicle; low-density lipoprotein particle; high-density lipoprotein particle. Lineage: Eukaryota; Metazoa; Chordata; Actinopteri; Beloniformes; Adrianichthyidae. Gene Ontology annotation, biological process: acylglycerol homeostasis; cholesterol efflux; cholesterol metabolic process.
UGCCGCUCUCUCACAUUCUGAUCUUUCUCUUGUAUAGAGAGAAGACUGUGAAAAAAAAUAAAAACAUGAAUUUCAAAGUUGUGAUCUUCACCCUCUCACUCUCAACAACUUUAGCAUACCCUUUACAAAAUGAGUCCAGAGGAGCAGCCUGGGCUGAUACAAAGACCAACCAGGCUCAUGACAAGGCCGACCAGACUAAAGACAUGGAUAAAAUCUACAAGAGCAUCAUUGACAACAGUGCUCUUUAUAACCAUGAGGGCGAUGACACCAAAAAUCCUGUGGCAGAGGAAAUGCAGCAGAAACUGACCAUGGAGUCAGAGCGUCUCCGUGCACGUCUCCGCCAAGAGCUGGCUGAGCUGCGGGAAAGGUUGUCCCCAUCUCCAGCUCAUCUCAGUGCCACGUUGGCUAGCAUAAGGGAGCGCUUAACUCCUCUGACUCAACAGCUCCAAAGCUCUCUUAGCAGCAACGCCCAAGAUCUCUGCACCCAGCUCAGUUUGUAUCUGCAGGGCCAGGAAAUGAUGGAGACUCAAGCAGAGGCCAGCCCAGCUCUCCACCAGGAAGCUUUCCAGUGGCUCAGCCAAACCUUGAAGCGCAACAGCCUUCAUUUGGCCAACAUGAUAAGUGAAUUUCGUGCAGCUGCCACUGGCGUGAUAGAGGAUUUGAAACAAGGAGGUAGUCCUGAGGAAGAUGCAGAUAAUUCAAAGAUGUGGCAAGACGUGACCUCUCGUCUGGAACAGGAAGUGAGUUCCCUAAAGGAGGAGGCACAGAAAAGAGUGGAGAUUCUAAACGCACAGCUUGCAGCACUGCAGGAAUCUGUUAAGCCCCAUACAGCUGAAGUGAAAGGUGCUGUGGAACGAUUCUGUGAGAACACAGCCCAGCAGAGUCAAGAGCUUCAGGCCUGGAUGGAGAGACUGUUUAAAGCAUUGGAGGAGGAACUCCAUGCAACCUCAAGUAUGUAUUUUCCAUUGCCCAUGCAACACGACAGCUCUUUCCAGGGGGACUUUUCUGUGAAGCUGUCUGCUCUGAUCCAGGACAUUCUGCACUCUGUGCAGUGACAGAAACACACACUGAAGAAAUGAAGUUUCAACUCCUCUCAAAUCACUUCAUUGACUCAUCUUACCUGUAUUCUUGAAUUCUGCUUUUUUUAUAACUUUAACAUAAGAGCAAGCUGAGUGUAAAUAUUUAUAGAUAUGCAAAAGAUAUUUCUGAAUGUUGGUUUUUCGUUCUGCAUGAUUGAGGAUUUGUGUCUGUUUUAAUGUUAAAACGGUGCUAACUUCUAUAUGUAAAGGGUUGUUAUUUUUGAUGCAGCCACAUAAAAGUUAUUUUUCAUCAAUUUAUUUCCAUGAAUAUAUUUUAUAUAAACGAGACAACAAUGCAAAACGGAAAGAAUACUUUUUAUUAAUCUUUAUUAUAGACAGACACUGAAUGUUUAUAUUAGCUCAGAAUUUCUUUCAGUGAAAUCUGAAUAUCUGUACAUAGUAUUGUAAAUAAGCAGUUUGACAAAUAUAAGUUUUACUAAUGUAACUUGUACUUUUUAAAACAGUGCAAACAAUAAAGCUAUUUUCCAAAACUA